Messenger RNA from Salvia splendens (bonfire salvia), 841 nucleotides. Its product is annotated as serine protease SPPA, chloroplastic. The transcript has 5 exons. Gene Ontology annotation, biological process: proteolysis. Gene Ontology annotation, molecular function: peptidase activity. NCBI's taxonomy places the organism in Eukaryota, Viridiplantae, Streptophyta, Magnoliopsida, Lamiales, Lamiaceae. Bases 1 to 669 code for a protein of 222 amino acids. The record is from RefSeq and is a predicted model, not a curated record.
AUGGCUGAUGUUGCUGCUAGUGGAGGAUAUUAUAUGGCCAUGGCUGCGCAGACUAUAGUUGCAGAAAAUCUUACUUUAACUGGCUCAAUUGGAGUUGUGACAGGAAAGUUUAAUUUGGGGAGUCUCUAUGAAAAAAUUGGUUUCAAUAAGGAGAUCAUAUCUAGGGGAAGAUAUGCAGAGCUUACUGCAGCUGAACAGAGACCAUUCAGGGAUGAUGAAGCUGAACUCUUUGCAAAGUCAGCACAGAAUGCAUAUAGAGGUUUCCGGGACAAGGCAGCCUCUUCAAGAUCAAUGACUAUAGACAAGAUGGAGGAGGUUGCUCAAGGAAGAGUUUGGACAGGAAAUGACGCGGCUUCACGAGGUCUUGUUGACGCAGUUGGUGGACUAUCUCGAGCUGUGGCAAUAGCAAAACAAAAGGCUAAUUUACCAAUGGACGAAGAGGUCACGCUUGUGGAGCUGUCAAGACCUUCAACGUCUCUGCCUGAACUCUUGGGUGGAUUAGGAGGCUCUAUUGCCGAAGCUGACAAAGCAAUCCGAGAGUUGCUUGAGGUCAUGGCGUCAUCCAGUGGAAUUCAAGCCCGCAUGGACGGGAUCAUGAUGGAACAGCUUGGAGGUUCUUAUGCCAACACCAUUUUCACCGUGAUAAAAGAUUACUUGAGUUCUCUCUAGUAUCUUCAUAAUUAUUCAUCAUCAAGAGACAUGCAUAUACGUUAUUCAAAGAUGUAUAGGCAAGCCUAUCCUUAAUUGUGUUACAUGCGAUUUAUAGUAGAGCAGAAUGUAGUGGUUUAUGUGUUCCUAAGGAUACUCUGCCUUGUUUAAACCAAUUGUAAAUUGCUUUGUA